AUGGCGACAAACGUGACACUCCUUUCGCCUGAUUCUGAGAGGUGUAACCGGUUCGUGUUGCUGGCUUGGCUCAACAAAUUGCUGGAAACGCAAUUCACACAAGUUGAGCAAAUGUGCUCAGGUGCUGCUUUUUGCCAGUUGAUGCACUUGCUUUUUCCCAAAUCUCUGGACCUGAAAGACGUGAAGUUCCAAGCUCAGGAGGAGGUGGACUACAUCCAUAAUUAUGACCUGUUGCAGUCCAGUUUCAAGAAGAUGGGAGUGACCAAAGAAAUCCCUGUGGAGGAGUUAAUCAGAGGGAAGUUUUAUGACAGCUUCGCCUUUUUUAAGUGGUUCAAGAAGUUCUUUGAGGCAAAUUUUCACGGUCAGGUGUACUCCCCUUUGGAAGCUCGUGAAGGCCAGCCCAUCCUGAGUCCCAGCCUGCAAUUCAACCGCAGGUCCCCCUCUGCUAGGAAGCCCCUGGAUUGGCCAGUGGUGACAGAGGAAGAGGAGUCUGAGAAGAAAGGCUCCGGCAAGACCAAGACACGCAUCGUCUUUCUUGACCAAUGGCAGGAAAGCCACAGGUGGGUCAGCCCAAGCAAGCUGGGGGAGACCCAUGCCUACUGCCAGCUAUGCGACACCAACCUGACUAUCAACAGCAUGGGAAAGUUUGACCUCAUGCGUCACGAGCAGAGCAAGGAGCACCGGGAGAAUACCAGGAACACGGAAGGCACACCCAAGCCUUUGGGAAAGGGGACUGAUAAGGUCCAGGAGGAUUCCCUCUCUUGGAGUGCAAUCACUCUGAGGUUUAUUGAAAAGCACUGCAGUAGCUCUGAGGGCCUGAGGAGGGUGAGGAAUGGGGAAAAGUUUUCUUGCCACAUGGCCAGGUCCAUGCUGGGUCAGAAGUACCCGAAGGACAUAGCCUCCAUUUGUAGCCAGACACCUUACUGUGUGUACCUGUACCGGGAUGUGGUCCUGGGGGACGAGGAGACGGCCUGUGUGGUCCUGGUGGGGUUUUUUGAUGAGAAGGCAGAGAGGAGCUCCAUCCGGCUUCUGGAUGUCGUACAGCCUGAGGGGGAGUCUGAUGCCACCUUAUCUGCCUGCCUGGUUGAGACCCUGAAGAAGUUUGAGAUCCCUGUCGUCAAUCUUGCCGCCUUCUACGCCAGCGGUGACGCUGACAGUGCUGAGCUGAUUGCCCAGCGGCUCAGGGAGCUGAACCCUAAAGUGGUGACCAUUGGGAGCCUCUAUGACCUGGCCAAUCUAGCCUGCCAGUCUGCCAUUGUGGAACACUCCAGCCUAGUCCUGGAUAUUAUCAUGGACCUCCACCUGCACAACUCCUCUUGUUCCACCACCAACGACAAAAUGAAGGAGCUUUUUGCCAACACCUCCAUCUUCAACUCUCCCCAGUCACUCACUGCCCAAUGCCAGGUAUUUGCCAGAAUUGUCCGAAAGAUGCUGGACAUGUGGCCUGACCUCAUCUCCUAUUUCAAGUCACACCAACCAAAGGACGACAAGGCCCAGCAGAUCUGCGCUCAAUUGGAGAACCCCAAGAUAAGGGUGAUGUUCAUGUUCCUCAGCCACAUCUUGGACCCUCUUUGCACCUUUCAGGACAGGCUGGAGGGGAAGGAUGACGACAGCCAGGUGGACCUGGCCAGGAUCCUGCAGGACGCCAGCGGGCUGCUGCGUUCAUAUGCGGCAAGCUUCCUGCGGCCACAGGCCGUUGUCAAGUUCCUCAGGGGGCGUGACCCUACCCUCCUGAAGAAGAAAAAUCUCUACCUCCCAGAGGCAGAGCUGAACCUGGGCCCGGCAGUGGAGGCGUUCCUCACAGAGCAUGAGGCGGACCUGGCCCACGCUCUGCCUGACUUCUGGGAAUAUGCGCUCUCCUUUUACUCAGCACUCACAGGCAGUGUGGCGGAGAGAUUGCCGCUGAGUGACAUGGUCCUCAGAAACAUGGCGCUGCUGCUGCAUCCGGAUGGGAAACUUAGGGUGACGGGGAAGGUGGUGGGGGAGCUGGGGGAGCACCUUGGGCUCUGUGGCUCCACGGAGGAGGUCAGUCAGCUCAGUGCUGAAUUCCUGGACUACCAGCUGACGGAUGGGGAGGAGCCUUCUGAAGAGCCACACGAAAUUUCCCUGGAGCGUCACUGGGGGGCGGUGCUGAGGACUAUGAGAAAGACAUCCAUCUUUCGCAAACUGAUCCUGACCCUCCUGGCUUUACCCCACCCACCUUUGGAACGAGAGAAGGUCUUUUCUCAGGUGCUUAACUAUGGUGAUGCUGCUCUGCCUGAUGACUCUUCAUGGGGCAGCAGGCAGGAUGCCACUCAGGAGCCAGACUCAAUGAACAACAGUGCACUGUCUAACGGGAUCAGCUCCUCUCCGGUCAGAAAUGGCGAGAUGAAUGCAGGCAAAAGCAGCUCAACAGGCAAACGGCUGAACUGCUUUGAUCUCAUGGAGACUGUGAAGCCAUGUUCUGUGGUCCUGAAGAAGAUUGACGCCACAGAGUUCGAACACAAAAAAUCCCAUGCUGUCUUCACCGAGGAUGAUGUCACCUGGACUUCUCAGGAGGAAACCAUUAGGGGGAUCUGUGGCUGGGAGAACAGCCUCCGUCAGAAACCUCAGGCUCGUAGAGUGUUUCAGGCAGGUGUCAACACCAGGGAGAAGCCACAGGGUUGUAACAAGAAUGACAAGGUCGCCAAAAAGCCUUUAGAAAACCCUGCAGUGGGGGAUGAAGAAGUUUGCACAUCAACCUCCACCAAGUCCACCCCAAGCCUCAGAAAUUCAAGAAAGUCCUAUCCAUACGAGGAUGGGCAGGGCUUCAAGACUGGUGACCUGGUGUGGGGGAAGUUGAAGGGGUUCUCCCAGUGGCCUGGGCUGGUGGUUGGCUGGAGGUCUAAGCAAGUCCCCACAGCCAUGCGCAGGGUGGAAUGGUUCGGAGAUGGCAUGUUGUCAGAGAUGCACACAGGGGCGCUCUUGCCUUUUGCAGCUUUCAGCAAGUGUUUCUGCAAUAACUCGUUCUCCAGCCUGCCUGCCUACAAGGACGCCAUCUAUCAGGUUCUCGAGCUGGCCGCAGACAGGUGUGGUAAGGUGUUCCCCGCGGUGAAGGGUGGCAGCAGGGAGGAUGAGCUGAAGGUCAUGCUGGAAUGGGCUUUCGGCGGCUUCGCACCCAGUGGGCCAGAUGGGUUCCAACCCCCGCCUGAGACCAGUGGUAGGAACAAGUCAGAGUCCACAGACUCCUUCUCCGACUACCAGCCUCCGACCAAAAAGAAGACUGUGCAGAGGAACCGGCUGGCUUCAGACCAGGACUACAGCAGAGAGCAAAUGGUGAAAAAAGUGUUGAGGAAAGGCAAAAACAUUGAAGAUUUUUGCCUGUGUUGCGGAUGCCCUCAUAUUGAUAUCUUCCACCCGCUGUUCGAGGGAGGUCUGUGCCUCAAAUGCAAGGAGAACUUCACUGAGACGUUGUACCGUUACGAUGAGGAUGGUUACCAGUCAUACUGCACUGUGUGCUGUGCAGGCCUGGAGGUUCUUUUGUGUGGCAAUGCCAACUGCUGCCGCUGCUAUUGCAAGGACUGCCUGGACAUACUAGUGGGGCCAGACACGUUUGACAAGCUGAAGGGCAUGGACCCCUGGAUGUGCUACCUGUGUCUGCCUUCCCAUCGCUACGGCGUGCUGAAGCGCAGGCUGGACUGGAGCGUGCGUGUGCAGGAGCUCUUUGUCAACAACAGCGCCAUGGAAUUCGAGCCUCACAGAGUGUACCCCUCCAUCCCAGCCCACCAGCGCCGGCCAAUCAGGGUUUUGUCGCUGUUUGAUGGGAUUGCCACAGGCUAUCUGGUUUUGAGGGAACUGGGCUUCAAGGUGGAACGGUACAUUGCAUCUGAGAUCUGCGAGGACUCCAUUGCCGUGGGAAUGAUCAAGCACGAGGGCAAGAUUGAACACGUGAAUGACGUUCGCUUGAUAACCAGGAAGCAAAUUGCUGAGUGGGGUCCUUUUGAUCUCCUGAUCGGAGGAAGUCCGUGUAAUGACCUGUCCAUGGUGAACCCAGCCCGGAAGGGGCUCUUUGAGGGCACUGGCAGGCUGUUCUUCGAGUACUACCGCAUGCUGACCUUGCUGAGGCCCAGGGAAGAUGAUGACCGUCCCUUCUUCUGGCUUUUUGAGAACGUGGUCGCCAUGGGGAAUCGCGACAAGGCCGACAUCUGCCGCUUUCUUGAGUGUAACCCGAUUCUGAUUGAUGCGGUGAAAGUGAGUCCUGCCCACAGGGCUCGGUACUUCUGGGGCAACCUGCCAGGGAUGAACAGGCCCCUGGCUACAUCGCUGAAUGACAGACUUAACCUCCAGGACUGCCUUGAGGUUGGACGUGUGGCUAAGUUUAACAAGGUGCGCACUAUCACCACAAAGUCCAACUCCAUCAAACAGGGGAAGUCUGCGACUCUGCCAGUCACCAUGAAGGGGAAAGAGGACUAUCUAUGGUGCACUGAGAUUGAGAGAAUUUUUGGUUUUCCCAAACAUUACACAGACGUGAACAACAUGGGGCGGGGUCAGCGUCAAAAGUUGCUGGGCCGGUCCUGGAGUGUCCCUGUAAUCCGACACUUGCUCGCCCCUCUCAAGGACUACUUCGCCUGUGAAUAA
Molecule: messenger RNA, 4596 nt
Organism: Megalops cyprinoides (Indo-Pacific tarpon)
Lineage: Eukaryota; Metazoa; Chordata; Actinopteri; Elopiformes; Megalopidae
Exons: 26
Coding region: 1-4596 (1531 amino acids)
Biological process (GO): negative regulation of transcription by RNA polymerase II
Cellular component (GO): nucleus
Molecular function (GO): protein binding; DNA binding; DNA (cytosine-5-)-methyltransferase activity, acting on CpG substrates
Source: RefSeq, a predicted model, not a curated record